Cuscuta campestris is the source of this 2699-nucleotide messenger RNA. NCBI's taxonomy places the organism in Eukaryota, Viridiplantae, Streptophyta, Magnoliopsida, Solanales, Convolvulaceae. The record is from the annotation of a GenBank genome assembly.
AUACUCUGACAAAAUAUUCUUUACAUUAGACUUUUGAUAGUUCUAAUGUGAUGAUAUUUUGAUCAUAAAACAUUUCUCCAACCGAAUAUAUUUGUACAACUAUACUUUGUACAUAACCAAAUGUUAAUUAAAGACAACCAUUGUUUUGUGAAAAAACGCUCUCCUCCCUGAGCCAUGACUGCGAGGAAAAGGGGGCGACCAAGGAAGAAGAAGGCCAAGGCACCAGCGACGGAGCAGUCAACUCUGAAGCAAAACACUGAGAUCGCAUCUCCAGACACGGGAGAAUCUUCAACAGGUAAGAAUGAUACUCCCUCGACUGGAAUGGUAUCUGAAAUGAAACGAACCCUAGAUCUGGAUUUGAACGUUAAUCACGGGAUAACAAUGGGAGAGAUGAAGGAUCAAAGGGAUGACCAGGUGGAACCUAAACGCACAUUUGCUAAAGUAGUAGGGUUUAAAGAAGAAUCUAACCUUGAACUGAAAUUUGUGCAAUCUGAGGAAAUAGAUGGGGUUAGAAUGGCAAGAAUGUCUGAGGAGGAUCUGAUGGAUAUAGCUAAUUACUGGGAGGCAACUCUUCUCUGUUGUGUCCUGGGAGCAAAUCCUCCACUAAAAAUCAUGGAUGGAUUCUUAAGAAGGAUAUGGAAGGAGUAUAGCAUUGAGGAAAUCUCAGUGCUAAGGGAAGGCCAAUUUGUGGUGCAGUUUGGUAAGGAAUCAGAAAGGGAUGAAGUGUUAAAAAGGAAGUACUACUUCAUGGAUAACAAGCCAGUGUUAGUCCAAAGAAUGCCAGUGCCAGAUCUGGACCCAAAAUACUGGAGCCUCUCUGGAUUAAGUAAAAUAGGAAGCAUUAUUGGCAAGCCAAUCAAGAGAGACAGAGCAACUGCAACAAUGUCAAAGAUGGGCUAUGCGAGAAUCCAACUGGAAGUGAAAAUAAAGCAGCAUUUUCCAGACAGUAUUAAGUUUAUUGAUGUGGAAGGGAGAGUGGUAUCUCAGAGGAUUGACUAUGAAUGCUGCCCAAUAACGUGUGAGAAAUGCAAGAAGCUGGGUCACUCUGAGACUAUCUGCAGAUCUAAGGAGACUGGCCAAACACAGGGGAGAAGAACUAUGGUAUGGAGACCAAAACCUAAAGCUCACGACAGGGAGGACAGGGUACCUGGGGAAGCAGUUCAGGACAGGGAACCUGUGGAAACAAAGGAACCAUCUCCUUCAGAGGAUAAAAAGAGAGAAGAAUAUGAAGAGUUUCAGAUGGUUGAUAGGAGGAAAAGUGCAAAGAGGGACCAUCACUUGGGGAGGAUCUGGGUAACAUGGAAUCCAAGUAAAUUCAGUGUCACAAGGAUCAAGAGCUCUGACCAAUUUAUCCAUUGUGCUAUAAGAAGGGUAGGAGAGGAUUCACAGGAUGCCAUCACAUUUGUCUAUGCCCAUAAUGACCCAAGCAAAAGAAAUUCUUUAUGGAUGGAUCUGAAGAAGAUACAGGGGGUUACUAAUAAGGCCUGGGUAAUCAUGGGAGAUUUCAACUGUGUCCUAGGGAUGCAAGACAGAAUAGGAGGAAAUCCAGUGGGACAAGAUGAGAUAAAAGAAUUCCAAGAGUGCAUGAAUUGGUGUGGGUUAGAGGAAAUGCCAAUGGAGGGUGCCUACUAUACCUGGUCUAAUAGACAGGGACAGGGCAAAAGAAUUUACUCUAGGAUUGAUAGAGCUUUAUGUAAUCCUGACUGGCUGCUCAAGCAUAAUACAAAACUGAUUGUUAAGGAGGAGGGAAUAUCAGACCACUCACCCCUACUGAUUGUACAAAGAGUUAACACAAUUUCCAGAAGUUUCAGAUAUUGUGACAUGUGGGCUUUGGACCCACUGUUUCCAGACAUAGUUAAAAGUGUAUGGGAAAAGGAAAUAUUGGGGAAACCCAUGUACCAAGUGUGCUGCAAGUUGAAGGAACUGAAGGGGCAUCUUAAAGGGCUGCAUAGGAAUAAUUUUGGAAGGAAUUUUCAGAAUGUAGAGGCCAUCAGAUCCAAGCUGCAUAUUGUUCAAACAGAAUUGAAAUUAGCCCCUAUGAAUGAGGAUUUACUUAAGGAAGAGAGCAAUCUGAUCCAUAAAAUGCAAGAGGCUACGAAGGCAUCCCUCUUGAUGAUGAGCCAAAUGUAUAAAAAGGAAUGGAUCACUGAAGGGGACUUAAAUUCUAAAUUAUUCUUCUCCUGGCUAAGGAAAAGAAGACUCCAAAACCAAAUACUCAGCAUUAGGAACAAAGAAGGCCAUCUGGUGGAAGGGGAGGAGAAGGUGGCAACUAUCAUGCUGGAUUUCUAUGAAACACUGCUGGGAACAGAAGUGAACACAGCUAAAAUAAGUAAUGAUGCCAUGGAAUAUGGACACAAACUUGACAUCCCAGAACAACUUGAUCUGUUGAAAGAGGUCACAGAUGAGGAGGUAAAGGGGUGCCUUUUUGCUAUUCCUAAUAGCAAGAGCCCUGGGCCGGAUGGAUACAGCAGUGGAUUCUUUAAGAAGCAAUGGGGAACAGUGGGGGGACUGAUCACCAAGGCAGUCUUAGAGUUUUUCUCUAAAGGCAAACUUCUAAGACAGAUCAACAACACAACUCUGACAUUGAUUCCCAAGAUUGAAUUUCCUAUGACCUCAUUCUGGUGUGUAAAGCGGAAGAAGGAUCCCUUAAAUGCAUCAUGGAGGUGCUGAACAGAUUUCAAGAAACGACAGGUCUGAGU